Paramecium sonneborni is the source of this 1231-nucleotide messenger RNA. NCBI's taxonomy places the organism in Eukaryota, Ciliophora, Oligohymenophorea, Peniculida, Parameciidae. The record is from the annotation of a GenBank genome assembly.
AUGUUUUUAAAUUGUUAUCAAUCCCCAAUAUUUGAAGUCUAUAAUUCAAAAGAUGCAAAAAAUUCGAAUGGAAAUAAAGAAAAACUUAAACAUUACUCUAAAUUGAUAGAUCUUUAAUCUUCUGUUUAUGAAUAUAAUCCAAUCUUAAAAAGUAAAGUUUAAAUUGAUUACAACAGCAUACCUAUUAAUGACUAAAUAAGUAAAAUUACCACAAGGAAAAGAUACUGAAUUAUCAUUGGUUCAUCCUAUUAUUGGAAUUCAAGGAUACUUUAAAGAAUCUAUACAUCUUGAAUUAUUUGUUGUAGAUACAAAAUCUACUAGAAGAAGAAUUAUUUUUAAUUCUUUGAAAAAAAGUGAAUGUAAACCAUUUUUUAUUUCUUGUCCCUUGCAAUCAUAAUCAAUUUAUAAUAAUUGGGUGACAAUUUUAAUUCAAAUGCCUUCUUUUAUCUCAUAAUUUAAAGGAUCAAGUUAUAGAAGUUUAGAAUCUAUUUUAAUAUAAAGUACUUGCCAUAUUAGAAGAAUUUUUACAAUGCAAAAUUUCAAUGAGUAAUUAUUAACUUAGUUUCAAUAUCCUAUUGAAUCUAAUCCUAAAACUUUUUUGAUUUCAUUUCAAAAUGAAUAAGAAAUAUUUGCUGAAAAUAAUUAAGAUUAAUUAACAAAUAUUUAUGCACUUAAAUAAGCUAAACUUAAAUAAAUCUAAUAUGAUAUUCCAAAAGUUUAAAAGUUAACUUUAAAUCCUUAAAAAAUUCCAGAACGCUAACAUAAAGAUAUUUAAGUUGCCUCAAAAUUAAAUUCUAAGGAAAAAUCAUUAAAAAAAAAUGAAUAAAAUAAAGAAAAUGAAUUCUUAGAUAAUUCAUUUUAAAUCAAUAAAAAAUAUAAACUUUUAGAAAAUGAUGAAAUGGAUUUAAAAAAUAUUGAUUAACUUAUAAAAAUAAUAGAAUAAGAUACAAACUAAUAAAUAAAUAAAGAAAUUAAAAAUAAAAAUUAAGAAUUUAAUGAGGAAGGUGAUUUAUUUAAUAUCUUAAAUACAAUUAAUGCUAUUGAGAAUGAACAACAAUAAAAAGUAGAAAUUUUGAUAAAGAAUCCUAUUGGAUGUACUACAAUAACAAAAUAAGGUGCUAACACCUUAAUAUUAGAAAAUAGAAAAGAAUAAGAGAAUUUCGUAAAAAUAAUCUAUGAUCCAAUAUUAAAUUGUUACUUUGAUCCUUCAACAAGCAAAUGCUAUGUUUGA